UGGGUUUGGAGCUGUCGGGAGCGAGGCUGGUCAUGUGCUCGGGUGCCUGUGACGGGGUGGACCCUGAGCAGAUGACCAGGACUAGCUUUUAAUCCUCGGCGGCGAUUACGAGAGAGCCCCCGGACCCCCACCGCCAUGUCGGGAUCCACGCAGCCCGUGGCGCAGACGUGGAGGGCCACCGAGCCCCGCUACCCGCCACACGGCAUUUCCUACCCGGUGCAGAUCGCCCGGCCACACACGGACGUCGGGCUGCUCGAGUACCAGCACCACCCCCGCGACUACGCCUCCCACCUGUCACCCGGCUCCAUCAUCCAGCCCCAGAGGAGGAGGCCGUCCCUGCUGUCCGAGUUCCAGCCUGGGAACGAACGGUCCCAGGAGCUCCACCUGCGACCCGAGUCCCACGCGUACCUGCCUGAGCUGGGCAAGGCGGAGAUGGAGUUCAUCGAGAGCAAGCGACCCCGGCUGGAGCUGCUGCCGGACCCCCUGCUGCGGCCGUCCCCGCUGCUGGCCACGGGCCAGCCUGGCGGGUCCGAGGACCUCCCCAAGGACCGGAGCCUGACGGGCAAGCUGGAACCCGUGUCCCCGCCGAGCCCCCCGCACACGGACGCCGAGCUGGAGCUGGUGCCUCCGCGGCUGUCCAAGGAGGAGCUGAUCCAGAACAUGGACCGCGUGGACCGCGAGAUCACCAUGGUGGAGCAGCAGAUCUCCAAGCUGAAGAAGAAGCAGCAACAGCUGGAGGAGGAGGCCGCCAAGCCGCCCGAGCCCGAGAAGCCCGUGUCGCCGCCGCCCAUCGAGUCGAAGCACCGCAGCCUAGUGCAGAUCAUCUACGACGAGAACCGGAAGAAGGCGGAGGCCGCACACCGCAUUCUGGAGGGCCUGGGGCCCCAGGUGGAGCUGCCGUUGUACAACCAGCCCUCCGACACCCGGCAGUAUCAUGAGAACAUCAAAAUAAACCAGGCGAUGCGGAAGAAGCUGAUCUUGUACUUCAAGAGGAGGAACCACGCCCGCAAACAAUGGGAGCAGAAGUUCUGCCAGCGCUAUGACCAGCUCAUGGAGGCCUGGGAGAAGAAGGUGGAGCGCAUCGAGAACAACCCCCGGCGCCGGGCCAAGGAGAGCAAGGUGCGCGAGUACUACGAGAAGCAGUUCCCCGAGAUCCGCAAGCAGCGCGAGCUGCAGGAGCGCAUGCAGAGCAGGGUGGGGCAGCGGGGCAGCGGGCUCUCCAUGUCGGCCGCCCGCAGCGAGCACGAGGUGUCCGAGAUCAUCGACGGCCUCUCGGAGCAGGAGAACCUGGAGAAGCAGAUGCGCCAGCUGGCCGUGAUCCCGCCGAUGCUGUACGACGCAGACCAGCAGCGCAUCAAGUUCAUCAACAUGAACGGGCUCAUGGACGACCCUAUGAAGGUGUACAAGGACCGCCAGGUCAUGAACAUGUGGAGUGAGCAGGAGAAGGAGACCUUCCGGGAGAAGUUCAUGCAGCAUCCCAAGAACUUCGGCCUGAUCGCCUCUUUCCUGGAGAGGAAGACGGUGGCCGAGUGCGUGCUCUAUUACUACCUGACCAAGAAGAAUGAGAACUACAAGAGCCUGGUGAGGCGGAGCUAUCGGCGCCGCGGCAAGAGCCAGCAGCAGCAACAGCAGCAGCAGCAGCAGCAGCAGCAGCAGAUGCCCCGGAGCAGCCAGGAGGAGAAAGAUGAGAAGGAGAAGGAGGGGGAGAAGGAGGACGAGAAGCCAGAGGUGGAGAACGACAAGGAGGAACUGAUCAAGGAGAAGACAGACGACACCUCGGGGGAGGACAACGACGAGAAGGAGGCAGUGGCCUCCAAAGGCCGCAAAACCGCCAACAGCCAGGGCCGGCGCAAAGGCCGCAUCACCCGCUCCAUGGCCAACGAGGCCAACAGCGAGGAGGCCGUCACCCCUCAGCAGAGCGCCGAGCUGGCCUCGAUGGAGAUGAACGAGAGCUCCCGCUGGACCGAAGAAGAAAUGGAAACAGCCAAGAAAGGCCUCCUGGAGCACGGCCGGAACUGGUCGGCCAUCGCCCGGAUGGUGGGCUCCAAGACGGUGUCGCAGUGUAAGAACUUCUACUUCAACUACAAGAAGAGGCAGAACCUGGACGAGAUCCUGCAGCAGCACAAGCUGAGGAUGGAGAAGGAGAGGAACGCGCGGAGGAAGAAGAAGAAAGCGCCCGCGGCGGCCAGCGAGGAGGCGGCCUUCCCGCCCGUGGUGGAGGACGAGGAGAUGGAGGCGUCGGGCGCCAGCGGGAACGAGGAGGAGAUGGCGGAGGAGGCGGAAGCCUUGCACGCCUCUGGGAGUGAGGUGCCCAGAGGGGAAAGCAGUGGCCCAGCCACCGUCAACAACAGCUCCGACACGGAGAGCGUCCCCUCCCCGCGUGCUGAGGCCGCCAAGGACACGGGGCAGAACGGGCCCAAGCCCCUGCCCGCCCCAGAAGCCGACGGGCCGCCCCCUGAGCCGCCCACCCCUCCGCCGGAGGACGCCCUGGCCCCCACCGAGCCCGCCCAGGCCCCCGAAGCCGCCGGCCCGCCCACGCCCCCUCCAGCACCCGCGUCACCUUCCACACCCCCUCCCGUGGUCCCCAAGGAGGAAAAGGAGGAAGAGGCCGCUGCAGCACCCGCGGCGGAGGAAGGGGACGAGCAGAAGCCCCCUGCGGCCGAGGAGCUGGCGACAGAGGCGGUGAAGGCGGAGGAGCCCGGGGCGGCGCCGCCUGAGGAGCCCGUGAAGAGAGAGUGCAAGGAGGAGCCCGAGGCCGGCCCGGACAAGGGCAGGGGUGGGGAGGCUGCCGCGGAGGCCGCGCCCGAGGGGCCGCUCAAGGCGGAGAAGAAGGAGGGCGGCAGGGCCACCGCGGCCAAGGGCUCGGGCGCCCCCCAGGACAGCGACUCGAGCGCCACCUGCAGCGCCGACGAGGUGGACGAGCCCGAGGGCGCCGACAAGAACAGGCUGCUGUCCCCGCGGCCCAGCCUCCUCACCCCGGCCGGCGACCCCAGGGCCAACACCUCCCCCCAGAAGCCGCUGGACCUGAAGCAGCUGAAACAGCGGGCGGCUGCCAUCCCCCCCAUCCAGGUCACCAAAAUCCACGAGCCCCCCCGGGAGGAGGCGGCUCCCCCUAAGCCGGCCCUGCCUGCCCCACAGCCGCCACAGCACCUGCAGCCGGAGGGCGACGCCCCCCAGCAGCCCGGCAGCAGCCCCCGAGGCAAGAGCAGGAGCCCCGCACCACCCCCCGAGAAGGAGGCAGAGAAGCCCGCGUUCUUCCCGGCCUUCGCCGCCGACGCCCAGAAGCUGCCCGGGGAGCCCCCGUGCUGGACCUCAGGCCUGCCCUUCCCCCUGCCCACCCGCGAGGUGAUCAAGGCCUCCCCGCAUGCCCCGGACCCCUCGGCCUUCUCCUAUGCGCCACCCGGUCACCCGCUGCCCCUGGGCCUCCACGACAGUGCCCGGCCUGUCCUGCCGCGCCCUCCCACCAUCUCCAACCCGCCUCCCCUCAUCUCCUCUGCCAAGCACCCCAGCGUCCUCGAGAGGCACAUGGGCGCCAUCUCCCAGGGAAUGUCCGUCCAGCUGCACGUCCCGUACUCGGAGCACGCCAAGGCCCCCGUGGGCCCCAUCACCAUGGGGCUGCCCCUGGCCAUGGACCCCAAGAAGCUGGCACCCUUCAGUGGAGUGAAGCAGGAGCAGCUGUCCCCACGGGGCCAGGCUGGGCCACCGGAGAGCCUGGGGGUACCCACGGCCCAGGAGACGUCCGUGCUGAGAGGGACAGCUCUGGGCUCGGUUCCCGGCGGCAGCAUCACCAAAGGCACCCCCAGCACACGGGUGCCCCCAGACAGCCCCAUCACCUACCGCGGCUCCAUCACCCACGGCACUCCGGCCGACGUCCUGUACAAGGGCACCAUCACCCGGAUCAUCGGCGAGGACAGCCCCAGUCGCCUGGAGCGUGGCCGGGAGGACGGCCUGCCCAAGGGCCACGUCAUCUACGAGGGCAAGAAAGGCCACGUCUUGUCCUAUGAGGGUGGCAUGUCUGUGUCCCAGUGCUCCAAGGAGGACGGCAGGAGCAGCUCGGGGCCUCCCCACGAGACAGCGGCGCCCAAGCGCACCUACGACAUGAUGGAGGGCCGCGUCGGCAGGGCCAUCUCCUCCGCUGGCAUCGAAGGUCUCAUGGGCCGCGCCAUCCCGCCCGAGCGACACAGCCCCCACCAUCUCAAGGAGCAGCACCACCUCCGCGGGUCCAUCACGCAAGGGAUCCCACGGUCCUACGUGGAGGCGCAGGAGGACUACCUGCGUCGUGAGGCCAAGCUCCUGAAGCGGGAGGGCACGCCCCCGCCCCCGCCGCCCCCGCGGGACCUGGCCGAGGCCUACAAGACGCGGCCGCUGGAGGCCCUGGGCCCGCUGAAGCUGAAGCCGGCCCACGAGGGCCUGGUGGCCACGGUGAAGGAGGCCGGCCGCUCCAUCCAUGAGAUCCCGCGCGAGGAGCUGCGGCGUACGCCCGAGCUGCCCCUGGCCCCACGGCCGCUCAAGGAGGGCUCCAUCACCCAGGGCACCCCGCUCAAGUAUGACGCCGGCGCGUCCUCCGCUGGCUCCAAAAAGCACGACGUGCGCUCCAUCAUCGGCAGCCCCGGCCGGACCUUCCCGGCCGUGCACCCGCUGGACGUGCUGGCCGACGCCCGGGCGCUGGAGCGCGCCUGCUACGAAGAGACCCUGAAGAGCCGGCCGGGCACCGCCAGUGCCUCGGGGGGCUCCAUCGCGCGCGGGGCCCCGGUCAUCGUGCCUGAGCUGGGCAAGCCGCGGCAGAGCCCCCUGGCCUACGAGGACCACGGGGCGCCCUUCACCGGCCACCUUCCACGCGGCUCGCCCGUGACCACGCGGGAGCCCACGCCACGCCUGCAGGAGGGCAGCCUCUCGUCCAGCAAGGCGUCCCAGGAUCGGAAGCUGACGUCGACGCCCCGGGAGGUCGCCAAGUCCCCGCACAGCACCGUGCCCGAGCACCACCCGCACCCCAUCUCGCCCUACGAGCACCUGCUCCGGGGCGUGAGUGGCGUGGACCUGUACCGCGGCCACAUCCCGCUGGCCUUCGACCCCACCUCCAUUCCCCGUGGGAUCCCCUUGGAUGCAGCUGCUGCCUAUUACCUGCCCCGGCACCUGGCGCCCAACCCCACCUACCCGCACCUGUACCCGCCUUACCUCAUCCGCGGCUACCCCGACACGGCGGCCCUGGAGAACCGCCAGACCAUCAUCAACGACUACAUCACCUCGCAGCAGAUGCACCACAGCGCGGCCACCGCCAUGGCCCAGCGAGCCGACGUGCUGAGGGGCCUGUCGCCCCGCGAGUCCUCGCUGGCGCUUGGCUACGCCGCCGGCCCUCGAGGCAUCAUCGACCUGUCCCAAGUGCCACACCUGCCCGUGCUGGUGCCGCCGACGCCAGGCACCCCGGCCACCGCCAUGGACCGCCUCGCCUACCUCCCCACCGCGCCCCAGCCCUUCAGCAGCCGCCCCAGCAGCUCCCCGCUCUCCCCAGGCGGCCCCACGCACUUGACAAAACCGACCACCACGUCCUCGUCGGAGCGGGAGCGUGAGCGGGAGAAGUCCAUCCUCACGUCCACCGCGACGGUGGAGCACGCGCCCAUCUGGAGACCCGGUACAGAGCAGAGCAGCGGCGGCGGGGCUGGGGGCAGCAGCCGCCCCGCCUCCCACUCCCACGCCCACCAGCACUCGCCCAUCUCCCCCCGGACCCAGGACGCCCUCCAGCAGAGGCCCAGCGUGCUGCACAACGCGGGCGUGAAGGGCAUCAUCACCUCUGUGGAGCCCUCCUCCCCCAGGUCCACCUCCACCUCCUCACCCGUUCGCCCGGCCGCCACAUUCCCACCCGCCACCCACUGCCCGCUGGGCAGCACCCUGGACGGGGUCUACCCUACGCUCAUGGAGCCCGUCUUGCUGCCCAAGGAGGCCCCCCGGGUCGCCCGGCCCGAGCGGCCCCGUGCGGACACCAGCCACGCCUUCCUCGCCAAGCCCCCGGCCCGCUCCGGGCUGGAGCCCGCCUCCUCCCCCAGCAAGGGCUCCGAGCCCCGGCCCCUCGCGCCCCCCGGCUCCAGCCACACAGCCAUCGCCCGCGCCCCGGCGAAGAGCCUCGCACCCCGCCACGCCAGCCCGGACCAGCCAGCGCCGCCCGCCUCGGCCUCCGAUCCGCACCGGGAAAAGACUCAAAGUAAACCCUUUUCCAUCCAGGAGUUGGAACUCCGUUCUCUGGGUUACCAUGGCAGCAGCUACAGCCCCGACGGGGUGGAGCCCAUCAGCCCUGUGAGCUCGCCCAGCCUCACCCACGACAAGGGGCUCCCCAAGCACCUCGAGGAGCUCGACAAGAGCCACGCGGAGGCGGAGCUGCGGCCCAAGCAGCCAGGCCCCGUGAAGCUGGGCGGUGAGGCCACACACCUCCCAAACCUGCGGACGCUGCCCGAGAGCCAGCCCUCGUCCAGCCCGCUGCUGCAGACUGCCCCGGGGGUCAAAGGUCACCAGCGGGUGGUCACCCUGGCACAGCACAUCAGUGAGGUCAUCACGCAAGACUACACACGGCACCACCCGCAGCAGCUGCCCGCGCCCCUCCCCGCCCCCCUCUACUCCUUCCCCGGGGCCAGCUGCCCCGUCCUGGACCUCCGCCGCCCGCCCAGCGAGCUCUACCUCCCACCCCCAGCCCGCGGCUCCCCCCACAGCGAAGGGGGCAAGAGGUCUCCAGAGCCAAGCAAGACGUCGGUCCUGGCUGGGGGCGAGGACGGUAUUGAACCCGUGUCCCCGCCGGAGGGCAUGACAGAGCCCGGCCACCCCCGGAGUGCCGUGUACCCGCUGCUGUACCGGGACGGGGAGCAGACAGAGCCCAGCAGGAUGGGCUCCAAGUCUCCUGGCAACACCGGCCAGCCGCCAGCCUUUUUCAGUAAGCUGACAGAGAGCAACUCGGCUAUGGUCAAGUCCAAGAAGCAGGAGAUCAACAAGAAGCUGAACACCCACAACCGGAACGAGCCGGAAUACAAUAUCGGCCAGCCUGGAACCGAGAUCUUCAACAUGCCGGCCAUCACCGGAGCAGGCCUCAUGACCUGUAGGAGCCAGGCGGUGCAGGAGCAUGCCAGCACCAACAUGGGGCUGGAGGCCAUUAUUAGAAAGGCACUCAUGGGUAAAUAUGACCAUUGGGAAGAGCCCCCGCCGCUCAGCGCCAAUGCUUUUAACCCUCUGAAUGCCAGUGCCAGCCUGCCCGCUGCUAUGCCCAUAACCGCUGCUGACGGACGGAGCGACCACGCGCUCACCUCGCCAGGUGGCGGCGGGAAGACCAAGGUCUCUGGCAGACCCAGCAGCCGAAAAGCCAAGUCCCCGGCCCCGGGCCUGGCGUCCGGGGACCGACCGCCCUCCGUCUCCUCCGUGCACUCGGAGGGAGACUGCAACCGCCGGACGCCGCUCACCACCCGCGUGUGGGAGGACCGGCCCUCGUCCGCAGGUUCCACACCAUUCCCCUACAACCCCCUGAUCAUGCGGCUGCAGGCGGGCGUCAUGGCCUCGCCGCCCCCACCGGGCCUCGCCGCGGGCAGCGGCGCCCUUGCCGGCCCCCACCACGCCUGGGACGAGGAGCCCAAGCCCCUGCUCUGCUCACAGUAUGAGACGCUCUCCGACAGCGAGUGACUCAGAACGGGGUGGGGGGUGGCGCCAGGCCCCAGCGAGUGGCAGGAGCAGCCCGGGGAGGAGUGGGGCGGCCGCCAGCUCCCCCCGCCGAGGAAGGAGCCCCUGAGUCUGCCUGCGCAUCCGUCCGUCCGUCCGUCCAGAGCCGGCAUCCUUGCCUGUCUAAAGCCUUAACUAAGACUCCCGCCCCGGGCUGGCCCUGUGCAGUGACCUUACUCAGGGGAUGUUUACCUGGUGCUGGGGACGGGAGGGGAGGGGGCCGGGGCCGGGGGCGCAGCAGGCGUGUGGCAGCCACACGUGGGUGGCCGGGGCGGCCAGGGACCCAAAGCAGGACGACACGCACCUCCAUGCCACCGCCUCCCCCUUAAUGCAUUUGGAACCAAAGUCUAAACUGAGCUCGCAGCCCCCGCGCCCUCCCUCCGCCUCCUGUCCCGCUUAGCGCUCUGGACAGACGGACACAGGUCCUGUCCAGCCCCCAGCGCGCUUGCUCCAGUCCCCAUGGGCUGCCCCAGCCACCGAGAUUGCUGGAAGCCGAGUCGGGCCAGGUGGGCGGACUGCAGGGCCGGGUGCGGCCUGGGGCGAGUGGACGCUUCGAGGAACCGGCCUGUCGUUUUCGCACAGCGUGGCGCGGCGGCGGGAAGGAAAGGCAGAUGUAAAUGAUGUAUUGGUUUACAGGGUAUAUUUUUGAUACCUUCAAUGAAUUAAUUCAGAUGUUUUACGCGAGGAAGGACUUACCCAGUGUUAUUGCUGCUGUGCUCGGCCUCCGCUAGCGGUCGAGGCGUGUGCAGGCUGCCAGUUGGCGACCCCAUCGUUCGCAGGACCAAGGGGCGGGGGCCGCCGGCUCGAGAGCCCCUCCGCGUCCUCCCUCCCUCCCUCCCUUGGGCAGAAUGAAUUUGACGCGUAUUCUGUGGCCGCCAUCUGCGCAAGGCUGUGGUGUUCUGUCAUUUACACACGUCGUUCUAAUUAAAAAGCGAAUUAUACUC
Molecule: messenger RNA, 8633 nt
Organism: Propithecus coquereli (Coquerel's sifaka)
Lineage: Eukaryota; Metazoa; Chordata; Mammalia; Primates; Indriidae
Gene: NCOR2
Product: nuclear receptor corepressor 2
Exons: 48
Coding region: 136-7653 (2505 amino acids)
Biological process (GO): negative regulation of transcription by RNA polymerase II
Molecular function (GO): transcription corepressor activity
Source: RefSeq, a predicted model, not a curated record